AUGUCGGCAGGGCACAGACAUGAAGAAAGUCCAUGUGUUCCAGCGCCCAGAAAGCUGAUUCCUCAACAGGCAGCCACCGAAGAACCCCAAAGCAGCCUGCAGUUGGCCGAUGGCAUCUUUGUUCGGGCGGCCUGCACCGAGCCCCGCGUGCUAGGUGCAGAAAUGCCUGCCCGCCCCCCCGCGCCCUCCCCCUCCCCCAUCCGGGCGCAGCCACCUGGGCUCGCGCGGGCUGCGCCACCGCCGGGCUCCGGGUGCACGGCUCCCCCUCCCGGCGGCCGAGGGCUCGCUCGCUCCCUCCGUGGCUCCCCCCCUCCCGGAGCGCACCCACACAAUGGACUCACUCGUUUCCCUCGAACCUCUCCGCCCACCGGCAGCCCCAGCCCGCAACUUGAGCAAGAGUCGGGCGGGCGCCCCCGCCGCGGACAGCGCCCCGCGGAGCCCGCCCCACGCGCCGGGAGCCACGCGCGCUCACGCGGACCCGACAAACAAAGCUCGCUCGGCGGCCGGAGGCGCGAACGGCACCCAUGCGCCCCCCCACCCCCCCACCCCCACCCAUCGCUCCGCGGCGCGCAAAGGAAACCCGCCCCGGGCUUUUCCGAACCGCCCUGCCCACCUUCCCCCUCGGGGGCCCGAGGCCACGCCCCCAGCAUCGCGCCGCGCCGGUCCCCCCCCCCCCGCCCGCUCCAUCCGCGCCGUCCCCGCCCCGGGGCCGCGCGGGGGGCAGCGCAGACCUGGGGGCCAGGCGGGGAACGGCGGCCUCGGAGGGAGGAGGCCGGGGAAGGGGAGUCAGGGAGGACUACAAUGAAGGAGUUAAAUCGGGCUUUUAAGAGUGAAACUUCGGGAGAGCAAGGGGCGGGAUCUCUUCCGCAGACGAGGCGCUGUGUCCGGGAGCCCGCGGCGGCCGUGCCCGCUGGGAGCGACUCCCGAGUCCAGCAAAAUGUGCAACUGGUUUUAUGGAAAAAGCGACGUGAAGUGGGAUUUUACGGCAGUGUUUACAACUGGUUACUGGGAUGA
Nyctereutes procyonoides (raccoon dog) is the source of this 1014-nucleotide messenger RNA. Its product is annotated as basic salivary proline-rich protein 2-like. The record is from RefSeq and is a predicted model, not a curated record. NCBI's taxonomy places the organism in Eukaryota, Metazoa, Chordata, Mammalia, Carnivora, Canidae. The transcript has 4 exons. The coding region runs from base 1 to 1014 and encodes 337 amino acids.